Messenger RNA from Corylus avellana, 1807 nucleotides. NCBI's taxonomy places the organism in Eukaryota, Viridiplantae, Streptophyta, Magnoliopsida, Fagales, Betulaceae. The record is from RefSeq and is a predicted model, not a curated record.
UUGCGAGACUCUCAUUCUCUCCUCACCUUUCGCUCUUGACAGUCGCAAUGCCACUCUCUCAUUCUCAACCAUUGUUAGUUGUCAAUGUCUUCCUUCUCCUUCCUCUUCCCUCUAAUUUUAGCCACCAUAACCAACCCAAGAAAACCCAUCAAAUCUUCAGCAAAAGUAUCAUCAUUUCCUCUUGGGGGGUUUACAUUACUUGUUUUCUCUUUCUGGAUCCUCAUUCUCUUGUUUGGGAAAGAUGUGCCACAAUAGCAUUGUUGUUUUGUGGUAUGUUUUAUUUGGGGUCCUCACGUCUCCUGUCCAUUCCAAGACCGCCUCUCCAGAUGUCUCUGCCCUUAAUGUGAUGUAUAGCAGCUUAAAAUCUCCUUCACAACUUACUGGCUGGAAGUCGAGUGGGGGUGACCCUUGUGGUGACUCCUGGGAAGGGAUCAAAUGCUCUGGCUCAUCCGUAACUGAAAUAAACUUAUCUGGCCUUGGACUCACUGGAUCAAUGGGCUACCAGCUUUCGAGCUUGACAUCUGUCACUCGCUUUGAUUUAAGCAGUAACAACCUCAAGGGUGAUAUACCAUAUCAGCUCCCUCCUAAUGCAAUUAACAUAGAUCUGUCUCAGAAUGACUUCACUGGUGGUGUGCCUUAUUCGAUUUCUCAGAUGACUGACCUUGAAUACCUAAAGCUUGGUCAUAAUCAGCUUAAUAACCAGUUGAGUGAUAUGUUUGGAAAACUUUCAAAACUGAAAGAGCUGGACCUUUCCUACAACUCACUGUCUGGCAAUUUGCCUCAGAGUUUCAAAUCACUCUCAAGCCUCAAAAAAUUAAAUUUGGAGAACAAUCAAUUCAAUGGUCCAAUUAAUGUCCUUGUUGAUCUUCCCCUUACUGAUUUGAAUGUUGAAAACAACCAAUUUACUGGCUGGAUUCCCAAUGAAUUAGAGAAUAUAAACUUAGAAACUGGAGGGAACUCCUGGUCAUCUGGCGCUGCUCCUCCUCCUCCCCCUGGUGCAAAACAUCAUGCUAAUCGACACCCAACCAAUAAUGGUGAUGGUAAGUCUGUCAAGGGUGGAGUGGCAAUAGCCGGAAUAGCUAUGGGUGUACUGGUGGUAAUUGGGAUUCUAAUUACUCUUUUUUCAAGAAGAAAGUCUUCUCCUUCUUCAAAUUUCCUUGAUGAAGAGAGGAUUAGCCAGCGUAGAUCAUUUACCCCCCUUGCAUCUCAGGAAUUAUCCCAAGACUUGCGAGCUGACAUAAGCAAAAGCUUCAAAGAGCUUCAGCCAUUGGAUCGGUGUGCUUCAGUUGAUAUCAAGUCUUUGCAAAAGUCUCCUUCAAUUGGUCCUAAGCAUCCACCUUAUGAUUUGAAGCGAUCAUAUGAUGAAAAUGAGUUUACAAACCGUUUGAAUGCCCGAAGAAGCACCUCCCUUCAUGCUACAUCUUACUCCUUGCCAGAUUUACAGCUUGCUACCGUUAAUUUCGCAACAGGCCGCAUUCUUGGUGAAGGAUCUAUUGGACGUGUUUAUCGAGCUAAAUAUGCUGAUGGGAAGGUUUUAGCUGUGAAAAAGAUUGACUCCUCACUUUUUCAAGGAGGGCGAUCAGAAGAAUUUGCAGAAAUUGUUUCGAACAUCUCCAAGCUUCACCAUCCAAAUCUUGCAGAGCUUGUUGGAUACUGUUCUGAACAAGGCCAUAACAUGUUAAUUUAUGAGUAUUUCAGGAAUGGGUCACUUCACGAGUUCUUGCACAUGUCAGAUGACUAUAGCAAACCACUAACUUGGAACACAAGAGUCAGAAUUGCAUUGGGCACUGCUCGUGCUGUUGAGUAA